This is a messenger RNA of Acomys russatus (golden spiny mouse), 3399 nucleotides long. RefSeq names its product SID1 transmembrane family member 1 (gene Sidt1). The record is from RefSeq and is a predicted model, not a curated record. Gene Ontology annotation, cellular component: membrane. Bases 4 to 2475 code for a protein of 823 amino acids. NCBI's taxonomy places the organism in Eukaryota, Metazoa, Chordata, Mammalia, Rodentia, Muridae. The transcript has 25 exons.
ACCAUGCUCGGCUGCCUGCGGCUGCCGGUGCUCUGCUUGCUGCCCUGGCUACUGCGGGCGGCGGUCCCUGGCCACCGGGUAGAGCCCCUAGAGCUGCGCCGAGAUCUACACGACCCCGCCAGGGGCGCCGAUUUUGAUCGCGUCUACAGCGGGGUGGUGAGCCUCAGCACCGAGAACAUCUACUCCUUCAACUACACCAACCGUCCUGGCCAGGUGACGGCUGUGCGCGUGCAUGUGAACAGCUCCACCGAGAAUCUAGACUACCCAGUCCUGGUUGUGGUUCGCCAGCCGAAAGAAGUGUUGUCCUGGCAGGUUCCUCUGCUCUUCCAAGGACUAUACCAAAGGAGCUACAACUCCCAGGAAGUCAGCCGCACUCUGUGUCCUUCAAAAGCAACCAAUGAGACAGGCCCAUUGGAGCAGCUGAUCUUUGUAGACAUCGCAUCCAUGGCUCCCCACGGUGCCCACUACAAGUUGCUGGUCACCAAAGUCAAGCACUUCCAGCUCCGGACAAAUGUUGCCUUUUACUUCACUGCCAGCCCCUCUCAACCUCAGUUUUUUCUAUACAAAUUUCCUGAAGACGUGGACUCUGUUAUCAUUAAAGUCGUAUCCAAGCAGGUGUACCCUUGCUCAGUUGUCUCGGUUCAGAACAUCAUGUGCCCAGUGUAUGAUCUGGAUGACAAUGUGGAAUUCAAUGGUGUCUAUCAGUCCAUGACCAAGAAAGCUGCCAUCACGCUCCAGAAGAAGGAUUUUCCAGACAAGCAGUUCUUCGUGGUUUUUGUGAUAAAACCUGAAGACUACGCAUGUGGGGGAUCAUUCUCCACCCAGGAAAAUGAAAACCAGACCUGGAACCGACAACGAUCAAAGAACCUGAAAGUGACCAUUGUCCCAUCCAUCAAAGAAUCUGUGUAUGUGAAAUCCAGUCUUUUCAGUGUUUUCGUUUUCUUGUCCUUCUACUUGGGAUGCCUGCUUGUUGUGUUUGUCCAUCAUGUGAGGUUUCAGAGAAAGUCCAUCGAUGGAAGCUUUGGAUCCAGUGACGGCUCUGGAAAUAUGACCUUGUCACAUCCCAUCGCUGCCAGUACACCAGAAGGGAGCAGUUAUGGAGCAAUAGAUGAGUCUAGUUCCAGUCCUGGAAGGCAGAUGUCUUCCUCUGAUGGUGGGCAGCCAUGCCACUCAGACACGGACAGCUCUGUGGAGGAAAGUGAUUUCGAUACCAUGCCAGAUAUCGAAAGUGACAAAAAUAUCAUUCGGACCAAGAUGUUCCUGUACCUGUCAGAUCUGUCCAGGAAGGACCGGAAAAUUGUCAGCAAAAAGUAUAAGAUUUAUUUUUGGAACAUCAUCACCAUCGCUGUGUUUUAUGCACUGCCUGUGAUGCAGCUCGUCAUCACCUACCAGACAGUGGUAAACAUCACCGGCAACCAAGACCUCUGUUACUACAACUUCCUCUGUGCUCACCCCUUGGGCGUCCUGAGUGCCUUCAAUAACAUUCUCAGUAACCUGGGCCAUGUACUCCUGGGCUCCCUCUUUUUGCUGAUAGUGCUGCGCCGGGACCUUCUCCACCGAAGAGCCCUGGAAGCUAAAGACAUCUUUGCUCUGGAGUACGGGAUUCCUAAAUAUUUUGGUCUCUUCUAUGCUAUGGGGAUCGCAUUGAUGAUGGAAGGCGUGCUAAGCGCUUGUUACCAUGUCUGCCCUAAUUACUCCAACUUCCAGUUCGACACUUCCUUCAUGUACAUGAUCGCUGGCCUGUGCAUGCUGAAGCUCUACCAGACCCGCCACCCAGACAUCAACGCCAGUGCCUACUCUGCCUACGCCUCCUUUGCUGUGGUCAUCACUCUCACCGUCCUCGGAGUGGUGUUCGGAAAAAAUGAUGUGUGGUUCUGGGUCAUCUUCUCGGCAAUCCAUAUUCUUGCUUCUCUGGCCCUCAGCACCCAAAUCUACUACAUGGGCCGCUUCAAGAUAGAUCUGGCAAUCUUCCGGCGGGCUGCUAUGGUGUUCUACACAGACUGCGUCCAGCAGUGCAGCAGACCUCUGUAUAUGGACAGGAUGGUGUUGCUCAUUGUGGGAAAUCUGGUGAACUGGUCCUUUGCCCUCUUUGGAUUGAUCUACCGGCCCGGGGACUUUGCAUCUUACAUGUUGGGCAUCUUCAUCUGCAACCUGCUGCUUUACCUGGCUUUCUACAUCAUCAUGAAGCUUCGCAGCUCCGAGAAGGUCCUCCUGCUGCCGUUCUUCUGCAUCGUGGCCACUGCGGUGCUGUGGGCCGCGGCCCUGUACUUUUUCUUCCAGAACCUCAGCAGCUGGGAGAGAACCCCAGCCGAGUCUCGGGAGAAGAACCGAGAGUGCAUCCUGCUGGAGUUCUUCGAUGACCACGACAUCUGGCACUUCCUUUCUGCUACCGCCCUGUUUUUCUCGUUCCUGGUGUUGUUGACUCUAGAUGACGACCUGGAUGUGGUUCGCAGAGACCAGAUCCCUGUCUUCUGAGCCUCCAGCGUCGCAGCAGGGAGAGGAAAUGAUCCACCUUGGUGCUGUCUCGUGGACAAUAUGGUGACUGCAGCAGCAUGCCCACUGCCAGACGCUCCACUCGCCUCAGUGGAGUCAACAACGUUUGCAUUCACACAGGAAGAGCUUGGGGUGAGCUGAACCUCAAGAAGGAUGGUAGAAGGGGAGCCCUGUUGUGCAGAGAGACAAAGCCGGGGGGCUCAGAAACCUCUGUCUGCAACUUAGAGUUCAAUCUAGGCACAAGCUGCAGUGGGCCAGUUUACAACCUGGCCCCUCCCAGCCGCACUGAGAUUGGCAAGAGAAACCAGCCACUUGUACCUCCCACCUAGAACCUUUGGUGUGGCCACUGCCACACUUCUGAGACACCUGAGGCUACAGAAGGCCAAAGCAACAUGUCAUUCUCCCCAGGUCCUCCGAGAGCCUGAUUCCUCAGAAUCUGGAGCAGAAGUGAGACCAAGUCCCCACCCAACUUGGACAGACAUUCCCGUGACUUCAGAGGGACUACUGAAUAAUCCCCUUGGUUCCUGGCGCCACUAGAAAUGCUCAGGAUGGGACUUUGACACAUGUGCUUCUGAACAGAUCACCAUUGCUGAGCCCAAGGCCUGGGUGAUUACCUGUCUCUUAGUGUCUUCAUCUUACCAUUGGAUGUUGACUUGGAACUCUGAUCCUGCCUUCUUAGAAGGCCGCUCUUUCUCCACGGACUUCUAACAGCUUCACGAUGAGUGAGAAAGGGUGAAAACUCUUUCUACAGCAGGAGAUGUGAUGGGCAGAGCUAAGUGGCUGAACAGCAGGCAGGCAGCAUUCACCUUAAUGACUCUGGAUCCUGGAGCAAAUUCAACAAAGCAAAAGUGUUUGGUGGUUCCAAGGCACACAGCUCAGUCUGUGCCCAUACAGCCUUUGGGGGGG